UUCCAACCGGUAGAUUUAUUUUUGCUUUUUUUGCUGAAUUUAAUUUCGUACAAGGAUUCCAACAAAGACGUCGAUAUAGUGUUCCUACUGAGGUAGAGAACUCUUAGUAAGGACGUCAUUCGAUGUCAGUCAAGUAUGCAAUGGAAUGUUGUUGUGAACUACUGUGUUUACUGUUUUUGCCUAUCAGCUGAAAGUAUAUAAACAGAUAAGACAAAAUUUAUUUGACUUUUAUUAAAGGAUUUAUAAUAAUAUUACAUUUUUUGUUUGUCUACAAUAGAAGUGUAAAAAAAUGACGAUAAUGGGUAAAUUUCUCCAGUUACCAUGUCGUUAUUCCACUUAUUUAAACAGUUUCCGUAGAUAUGUGACAGUAAAAAAGAACUACUAUGACAUUGUAGUAAUUGGGGGAGGAGUAGUUGGAUCUGCAUCUGCUAGAGAAUUAUUGCAAAGAUAUCCACAUUUAAAAAUAGCAAUUGUAGAAAAGGAAAACAGAUAUGCUUGUCAUCAAAGUGGUAACAACAGUGGAGUGAUUCAUGCAGGUAUAUAUUAUAAACCUGGGUCAUUAAAGGCAAAAUUAUGUGUGCAAGGUCUUGACCUAACUUAUAAAUAUUUGGAUGAGAAAGGUAUAAAAUAUUCCAAGUGUGGUAAAUUGAUUGUUGCUACACAAAGAUCUGAGGUGCCAAGAUUACUUGAUUUGUAUGAACGUGGCCUUAAAAAUGGAGUUAAAGAUAUACAAUUGUUAGACAACAAAGAGAUUCUUGAAAUUGAACCUAAUUGCAAAGGAAUACAAGCUGUUUGGUCUCCUCACACAGGUAUUGUAAGUUGGGCGGAAGUCACAAAUUCUUAUGUGGAAGAUUUUAUCAAGGCUGGUGGUAAAAGUUAUUUAAACUUUGAAGUUACAAAAUUUAUAGAAGCAGAAGAUGGACAAUAUCCUGUUAUGAUAAUCGAUAGCAAAGGUUCUGUUAUUCAGGCCAAAUAUGUCCUGACUUGUUGUGGGUUGCAUUCAGACUCUGUAGCUGUAUUAACAGGUUGUCCAGAGGAACCAAAGAUUAUUCCAUUUAGAGGAGAAUAUUUAUAUGUAGUUCCACAUAAAAGCAAUAUUGCAAAAGCUAAUAUAUAUCCAGUGCCUGAUCCUAGAUUUCCAUUUCUGGGAGUUCACUUAACACCAAGGAUUGAUGGGCGUGUUAUAGUUGGGCCAAAUGCUAUUCUAGCAUUUUGUAAAGAAGGAUACAGAUGGGGCGAUAUUAAUUUAAAAGAAUUAAAAGAUAUAUGUUCAUUCUCGGGAUUUCGUAAAAUGGCUAUGAAGUAUGCCGGUUUUGGAGUGAAAGAGAUGAUGAGAUCAGCAAUAAUGCCUCUUCAAGUAAUGCAAAUACAACGGUAUAUACAAAAUUUAACAAGUGCAGAUGUUGAAAAAGGACCUGCCGGUGUUCGAGCACAAGCUAUGGCGAAGGAUGGUACCUUAAUUGAAGAUUUUGUAUUUGAUUCGAAACCGGGAACUGGAGCUAUUGGUAGCAGAGUUUUGCAUUGUCGAAAUGCGCCUUCACCAGGCGCUACCUCAUCACUAGCCAUAGCAAAAAUGAUAGCGGACAAAAUGAAAGAGGAAUUCAAAUUGUAAUAUUUUUU
Molecule: messenger RNA, 1620 nt
Organism: Achroia grisella
Lineage: Eukaryota; Metazoa; Arthropoda; Insecta; Lepidoptera; Pyralidae
Gene: L2HGDH
Product: L-2-hydroxyglutarate dehydrogenase, mitochondrial
Exons: 4
Coding region: 290-1612 (440 amino acids)
Molecular function (GO): (S)-2-hydroxy-acid oxidase activity; (S)-2-hydroxyglutarate dehydrogenase activity
Source: RefSeq, a predicted model, not a curated record